UCAUCAACGCAGUCCAGCUUCGGAAUCAGCGAGUAUACAUUUGCCGAUGUGGGAAACUUGGACCAUUGUGCGAAGUACCUGAAUCAGACGCUCAUUACCUUCGGAUUUCCGGCGUCGCUUGACCUGUUCGCAAAUGAUCCGGUUUCGAUUGCACGCACUUGCAAUUGCGUUUAUGCCCUGUUACAGCAGAGGCAAAGGGAUAUUGAAUUUAGAGAGUCUGCUAAUGAGCAGAGACAAAGACUCUUGUCAGACAUCUCAAGAUUAGAGGCCAAAGUGGAGAGGCUGGAAGCCCAAUUAUCUGCAAAAGAUAGGGAGAUAGCUACAAUGACCCGCACGGAAGCUAAAGCUACUGCAGCUUUUAAGGCCCAAAUUGAGAAGUUACAGCAGGAACGAGAUGAAUUUCAAAGGAUGGUUAUUGGUAAUCAACAAGUAAGAACUCAACAAAUACAUGAGAUGAAGAAAAAAGAAAAAGAGUAUAUAAAGUUGCAGGAGAGACUAAAUCAAGUGCUAAUGGAGAAGAAGAAGGAAUCUAAGUCAGGCAUGGAGAUAAUGAACUUACUCCAGAAAGAAGGUCGACAACGUGGCACAUGGAAUGGGAAGAAGGCCGACAAUGACUUCUAUAAAAAGAUUAUGGAUGCUUAUGAGGCAAAGAAUCAGGAACUAGUGGCAGAGAAUGCUGAUUUAAGGGCAUUAUUACGGUCAAUGCAGGUGGAUAUGCGCGAUUUCUUGAAUGCUCCAAAUGGUUUGUCCAAGCAAUCGUCGCCUGUCAAUGAGAGAUUGGAUGCUGUCGCUUCACAGUCCCCAUUGGGUGGGAGGACGGAUGUUUUUGACCUUCCAUUUCACAUGGCUCGAGAUCAAAUAGAAGAAAGUCUACGGAAUAAAAUGGCUUCGAUAAAGGAGCGCAUGCUUCAGUUACAAGAUGCACAGAAAGGAGCAGAAGUUACUUCUGAAGCAACUGAGAGGGAGCUUGAGCUUGAAGCUCAAUUAGUUGAGGCAAGGAGCAUAAUCCAGGAGCAGGCAUCUAUAAUGUCUAAGCAUCUAGCCAAGUCCGAGAGGCCAAGGUAUUGA
Molecule: messenger RNA, 1068 nt
Organism: Thlaspi arvense
Lineage: Eukaryota; Viridiplantae; Streptophyta; Magnoliopsida; Brassicales; Brassicaceae
Source: the annotation of a GenBank genome assembly